UAGGGGCUCUCGGGCAGUGCGGCCGUCCUGCGCAGGCGCCGCGAGGAAGGCCGAGUCUCUGCGGCCUGAGUGACGUCAGCGCAGGGCCUGGCGGACGCGUCCCGGCACCCACGCCUCAGAGCCCAGCUCCGCAGGGGCGAGGCCGCAGCCAGCUGUGCUCACAGCCAUGCCUCCGCCCAGGGGCGACGUGACCGCCCUGUUCCUGGGGCCCCCGGGGGCCGGCAAGUCCGCGCUCAUCGGGGCGCUGUGCAGCAGUGUGGACCUGGUGGAAAUCCCCGAGGGACGGCCGGACGCCGGCGUGCCCAGGCUGAGAGCCGCAGGCCCCGGGCUCUUCCUGGGCGAGCUGAGCUGCCCGCCCGCCGCGCCCGGGCCCUGGGCGGCCGAGGCCGACGUGCUGGUGCUGGUGCUGCCCGGAGCCGAGGGCAGUGGGGAGCCCUUGGCACCGGCGCUGGGCGAGGCGGCGCGGGCUGCCCUCGCCCGGGGAACCUCGCUGUUGACCGUACGGGCGCUGCGUCCCGGGGCUUCGCAGAGUGACGCGCAGACGCGGGAGCAGACCUCCGCCCUGCUGGACCGCGCGGGGCUCGGGGCGGCCGCCCUGUUCGUGCUGCCUGCGGACUGGGCGGGCAGCGAGGACUGCGAGGAGCUGGAGCGCCUGCGGGGGGCGCUGCGGAGCCGGGCGGAGGCGCUGCAGAGGCUCCUGCCAGCGGCCCAGGAUGGCUUCGAGGUGCUGGGUGCCGCCGAGCUGGAGGCCGUGCGGGAGGCCUUCGAGAAGGGAGGCCUGGAGGCAGCUCUGUCGUGGGUGCGAGCAGGCCUGGAGCGCCUGGGCAGCGCACGGCUGGACCUGGCAGUGGCCGGCGCCACAGGCGUGAGCCUCGUGCUGGACGCGCUCCUCGGACUGGAUCCCGGCCCCCCAGGGGCAGUGCCCGCGCCCGCUGGGCCCGCCCCUUUCCCGGCCCCGGAGCGCCCCAACGUGGUGUUCUGGGUUGUGCCGCUGGACCCCGCUGGUGGCGCUGCCCCGGCCGCCACCACCCCUCACCCGACCCACUACGAUGCCCUCAUCCUGGUCACCUCGGGGGCCCCCACUGAGGAGGACUGGGCCCAGGUCCGGGCCUUGGUGCCACCGGACGCGGCGCUCGUCUGCGUGCGAACAGAUGGCGAGGGCGAGGAUCCGGAGGCCCCAGAAGAGGAGACGGUGGGGAAGCCGGGCGGCGGGGGCCGAGUGGAGCCUGCGCCGGGAGACGGGAGGGAGAAAGCGGGCCCCGGGCCGCAGGCAGCAAGCGCAGGGGAGGGCCCGGAGAGGGCCGGGAGCCGGCGUCCGCAGCAGGGCGGCGGGGAUGCAGAGGGCUCGGCCGCCUUGAGCCCCGAAGAUGAGACCUGGGAGGUGCUGGAGGAGACGCCGCCGCCCGUGUUCCCCCUGCGGCCGGGCGGGCUCGCGGCGCUGAGCGAGUGGCUGCAGCGCGCGCUGCCCCCGGCCCAAGCGGGCGCGCUCCUGCUGGCGCUGCCGCCCGCGUCCCCCGGCGCGGCCCGGAGGAAGGCGGCCGCGCUGCGGGCCGGGGCCUGGCGGCCGGCGCUGCUGGCCAGCCUGGCGGCGGCAGCGGCCCCAGUUCCAGGGCUGGGCUGGGCCUGCGACGUGGCGCUCCUGCGGGGUCAGCUGGCGGAGUGGAGGCGGGCGCUGGGGCUCGAACCAGCGGCACUGGCAAGACGUGAGCGCGCCCUGGGCCUGGCUCCUGGGGAGCUGGCGGCGCGCACUCGCUUCCCGGGGCCGGUGACACGCGCCGAGGUGGAAGCCAGGCUGGGCGCCUGGGCGGGCGAGGGCACUGCCGGGGGCGCGGCGCUGGGCGCGCUCUCCUUCCUGUGGCCCGCGGGGGGCGCAGCGGCGACGGGCGGCCUGGGCUACCGCGCGGCGCACGGCGUCCUCCUGCAGGCGCUGGAUGAGAUGCAGGCAGAUGCAGAGGCCGUGCUGGCGCCCCCUGAACCCUCGCCGUGAGGGUUGGGGGCCUGACUGGCUGCUGGCCCCCGAGAGACUUAGGAUCUUAAGUCCCUGUUAGGGGGAAGGGGACGUGGGAGUCUGGGCUACUGGGGGUAACAGGGUGGGGGCAGGUGCUUGGAGGGGAGGAGAGACUGGGGGGCUCGGGGACUUGACCUCCAGGUUCCUGCGUGGGGAGGGGAGUUGGGGCCUGGACUCCCACGAGAGUAUCCAUCUUGUCUCCAAGGGAGCGGAAGCCGAGGUGGCUGGGCGUCUAGUCCUCCGGGGGAAGAAGCCGAGAUUCCUGGUGCCUGGGGACCUGCACUGGCUCCCGUAUGGGGAAGAGGGACCCGACCCCUUGGGCUCCACACCCCUCCCGGCAACAGUGGCCUUUGAGCCCUCACUGAGGGGAGGAGUCCUGUGAGCCUUGGACCCUAACUCCUGGGGGGGGGUGGGACCCCUUGGUGUCUUGGGGAGUAGGGACUGGUCCAACACCUGCUCUCGGGGGUCUCAAAUGUGGGAGGGGGCGACAGUCUGCACACGGCGGGCUCCGAGGGUCCCCAGAGACCAGGGAUGAGGCUUGUGGACGUGGGAGGGCUGGGACCCGUUCACCGGGGUGCCCCCACGGGUCCCUCACGUAGUGGGAUCCUGGUGGCGGCGGCUGUCUUGCAGUGGGACUGCUCUGUGUUGGAGGUGUUGAGUGAGGGGGGCUCUCUCGGGGGUGUCUCUCUUUGCCUCUCUUUCGGGUCUUUAUUCUUUUUCAGCCUCGGUUUCUUCUGUCGCUAAACCUUAACCCUUUCUGACCUCGCUGUUUGUGCACCUGCCUUUUUGGAGAAGCAGCUGUGCUGCGGCACUGGUCCAGAUGUGUGAGGGGGCGUCCUCGAGAGGUGCUGCCCUCUGGUGUACGCACAGGGUGUUGCAGUGAGCAGGCGGCCCCGAAUCGGAGAAUGUGCCAGGGUCUGGGCUGCCAGCUCCGUGCGCGGGGGAAGCCGCGGGUUACAGAGUGCUGCCGUGUCCGAUAGCGAAGGGGGCCUGAGGGGCCGUCUAGAAUCUCAUGGUAGAGGGAGUCAGGUCUGGGAAGGGCAGGCUGGAAGCCAGCAGCGCACAGCAAGGCCCGUGCGUUGUCUGCCCCUGCCCCAUCCCAUCCCCAUCCAGCCUGGCAGAUCUUCCUUCCUGUGCUCGAAUAAACCACCUUGGGCUCUGCCUCAGGGCCUUUGCACUGCCGUUCUGCUCCUGGCCCCUGCCCAGAUGUCCUCCGGAGAGGCCUUCCCUGUCCUCCCUAAGGGCGCCGCUCACACAGUCCCGUCCUUGAUCUCGACCAGCCGAUCUGCCUUGUGCUGGCUAUGACGUCAGAAGUGAUUUUGUUUACUUGCCUUUUCGUUGUGCGCUGAUACUUUGCCUGUCUCAUCCUCUGGUAACCCCCAGCAGCUACAACAGUGCCUGACACACAGCAGGUGCCUGGUAAGUUCUAACCCAUUGGCCGGUGGGAGAGCUGGGGCUGCGGUUUGGAUCCUUGGCCUCUCGGCACAGGACGGAAAAGGGAACGAGAUGGGGAGGAACAAGCCUUUAGUGGGAGCAGGUGCCCCUGCCUGGGCGGGGGGCCUGGGUGGCGGGCACAGGUGCCUUAUCUUCCCAUCUAUGACCCUAAGGGCUGGACCAGAACCACAAGGACCCCCAGGUCCUGUUUCCCGUGACGGCUGUGGACCAGGGCAGGAGAGCCGAGGGACAGUGCCCCCUCCAGCUCGCACCCCCACCCCCAUACAGACAGGGAAAGCAUUUGUCCUGAGAACUUAUCCACCCCCCCCCCCCCGGGGACUGCUACGUCCACGUCUGGAGCACCAGGUACACCUGUGUGCUGCCCCACCUCGGCCUGGGUUCCGUCCCCUCGGUGCGCGCGGCAGCCGUGGGGCUGAGGGAGCAGUGCUGAGCGGUGCAGUCCGCUCCGUAUGUAACACCAGAGACACUCCCAGGCUCGGUGGAAACCGGGGACUCACUGUAACGCGUUCUGCUUAACCCCGUCUACCCGUUAUGGCUGCUUCCCCGUGUGAUCAACGUCCGGUACCGCUCGGUUAUUUUACAGUCAUUUAUGCUAAGUCUUUGAAGUCUGGAAGGUCAUUAACACUGAGCACAAGCCGAUCUAGAUGACAGGUGCUCAUCAGAAAUGCUUUACCUCUAUUUAUUUAUUUAAUUUAUUUAUUUGAGAGCGUGCAUGUGCCCCCAGCCGCUAGUUCCGUCCCCGGCUGAGGCCUGGUGCCCAGAACCCAGUCACUUACGAUGUCGCCACAGGAGCCAGAGCCAGGUCUAGAACCCGGGUCCCCCAGCAUGGAACGUGGCCACCUUAACCGUUAGGCUCAGCGCCCACCCACGGCCUGCACUGGCAUUUCACAGAGGUCAGAGCUGGGGGGGAUUCGCAGACUCAAGGACGUGACACUUGUCCAGUGGCUGGGGGGAGUAGGACCCUUAAAUGCAUUAAGUAGACCUGGAAGUCCAGCCCCUCAGUUGCACGGGUCACAUUUGCAGUGCUCGGUGGCCACACGGGGUUGGCGGUUACCACACACACACACACACACACACACGCCGCAGCAGCUCCACGGCACAGGAAGUUGUGGUCGCAUAGCUAGCUCUCGGGUCUUGACUGAGGGAUGCCCUUGAACAAACCACUCAGCAAGUGACAUCUACCUCGCAGAGUUAUUGUGAGAACUGUGUAUGCGGCUCCCGCCCCCACGCACACACACACACACAGCAGACCGCAGCGACCGGCCCCGGGCUCCCCGUCUCCCCAUCACCUGUGCUCACGGACUGCACUGCUCUCACUCCGCCAGCGGCUCGGGUCCGGUCCUGUCUGGUGUCGCUGCUCCGUGCGAUUCCCUCUGCCCGUGUGCCGCGGAGCGCACGCCGGAGCAGGCAGGACAGCUGUGUGUGCGGGUGUGUGUGUGUGUGCGUCCCCCGAGGAAUCUGGAUGCGCUGUGCUGCUGAUGAGCGCCCUCGGAUUUCGCGGCUUAUGGGGGAGGCUGCCUUUUAAGUAAGCAAGACCCGGGCUGCGCCAGGUUGUGUCUGGGGAGCGUCCUGCGACCCCCUUGUGGAUGAACACUGACAGCCGCGCGUGGGGGAGGGGGUGUCUGAGCAGCACCUCGGGGCUGGAAGACCCUCGAAGGUGGGGACUCCCGGAAAUGGGUGACGGGUCUUGGUGUUGCCACUGCGCCCAGUAGGACAGGCACAAAAAACCUGGGUGAACGGCCAAGAACCUCCUCGCAUGCUGAGCUCCUGCGACGCUACGUGAUGACAGAGUGACUGGUGUCCACCGCAGGGGGGACCAUGAAGGACAGACUGGGGAGUGGGCAGCCUGUGGUGCUUUUUGGAAGAAUGAAUAAAAACAAGUAGAAAUCGCA
This is a messenger RNA of Oryctolagus cuniculus (rabbit), 5355 nucleotides long. It is a transcript of the gene IRGQ, whose product is annotated as immunity related GTPase Q. Gene Ontology annotation, molecular function: GTP binding. Lineage: Eukaryota; Metazoa; Chordata; Mammalia; Lagomorpha; Leporidae. The record is from RefSeq and is a predicted model, not a curated record.